Molecule: messenger RNA, 4815 nt
Organism: Stylophora pistillata
Lineage: Eukaryota; Metazoa; Cnidaria; Anthozoa; Scleractinia; Pocilloporidae
Product: phospholipid-transporting ATPase IF
Biological process (GO): phospholipid translocation
Cellular component (GO): endoplasmic reticulum; plasma membrane
Molecular function (GO): ATPase-coupled intramembrane lipid carrier activity; ATP binding; ATP hydrolysis activity
Source: RefSeq, a predicted model, not a curated record
UCUUGAAAUAAGUUCCGUGUUCUGAUGACUGCGGUGGUAAGAUAAGUAUGUGAGGUGCAGGUGGAACAGCCGACAGCGUUUAUGGCCACAAUUUGACAUGAUUUUGAACAAAUUUUAAUACUUUUUCUUCAAUUUAACCUUUUGCUGUCAGCAUAAGGGAAGAAACCUAACCCUCAAUGCCUCUGGGAGGACUCAAGGAUCGCUUAUUGGGAUUACUUCCGGGAAGGGUGCGACAUGAUGAAGAGUGGCGAACUGUUUAUGUACUUAAUAAGUAUCCCAGCAAUGAUGCAGACAUUGAAGUCAAGCAGAGGAGAUAUGCUAACAAUGUAAUUGUUACAUCAAAGUACACAAUACUGAAUUUUAUCCCAAAGAAUUUGUUUGAACAGUUCCGUAGAAUUGCAAAUUUUUACUUUCUCUGCAUUGGUGUCAUUCAGUUGUUAAUUGACAGCCCUGUGAGUCCAGUGACCAGUAUUCUUCCUCUGGUGUUUGUGAUAACAGUCACUGCUAUCAAACAAGGUUAUGAGGACUGGCUUCGUCAUAAGGCAGAUAGAGAGGUAAACAAGAGACCAACCAAGGUCAUCAGGCAAGGACAGGUGCAAGAUGUUCCCUCCAAAAAUGUCAAGGUUGGUGAUAUUGUUCAGGUAUUAGAUGAUGAAGAGAUUCCAUGUGAUCUUGUGGUGCUGUCCUGUGAUGACCCAGAUGGAACGUGUUAUAUCACAACUGCAAAUCUGGAUGGUGAAACAAAUCUCAAGGUGCGUAAUGCGUUAUCUGAUACUGCAGGCAUGCAGUCUGCUGAGCAGCUCUCUCAUUUGAUUUCACAUGUAGAAUGUGAGCACCCAAAGGAAGAUCUGUAUAGUUUUUCAGGUCGAAUGGUAGUGGCACCCAGAGGGGGUGGAGAAUCAGUACUCAAGGCCUUAGGUCCACAGAAUCUGCUUUUGAGAGGAGCUCGGUUAAAGAAUUCCUCAUAUACUUUUGGUGUGGCUGUCUAUACUGGCAGAGAAACAAAGAUGGCUCUCAAUCAGCAGCAAGGGGCUCACAAGUUUUCAACAGUGGAGAAGACAAUGAAUGUGUUCCUGAUUGUUUUUCUAAUUGUACUGCUGAGUCAAGGAGCUCUGUGUACAGGUCUGAUGUUCUGGAAACAAGGUACACCAUCAGGGAAGCCAUCCUACAUCUAUCAAGAAGAUCUUAAAGUCACAUUCACAGGUUCUAAUGGUGUUCUGGACACAUUUCUUGUAUUUCUUAUUCUGUACAAUUACGUCAUUCCCAUCUCGCUGUAUGUUACAGUUGAGCUUCAAAAAUUUAUUGGUGCAUUGUUUUUUGCUUGGGACCAUAAAAUGUACUUCGAGGAAACAGAUGAGCGGGCCAUUGCUAAUACAUCAGACUUGAAUGAAGAACUAGGACAGAUUGAGUAUGUGUUUACAGACAAGACAGGAACACUUACUGAAAAUGAUAUGCAGUUCAGGGAAUGUUCCAUAAAUGGUUGCCAAUAUGUGGAGCUAAACAGUCAGUUAUUUGUGGCAGAUCAAACAGAUGGUCCAUGUGUUUCUGCUCAAAGUGUCUGUCCAGAAGUUAUGCAGUUUUUCCUUGCACUGUCCCUUUGCCACACUGUUCAAGCUUCCAAGGAGACCAAUCAGGAUUCUAUCUAUGAUUAUCGGUACCAGGCCUCAUCUCCUGAUGAGAAAGCUCUAGUGGAAGCAGCUGUAAGAUUUGGAGUCACUUACCAAGGAAAGAUUGGUGAUGAUAUUGAAGUCAAAGUUGCUGAUGUGAUUGAGAGGUACACUCUUCUUCAUAUUCUUGAAUUUGAUUCAACCAGGAAAAGAAUGAGUGUCAUUGUUAGGUCACCAAGAGGUGAACAUAUGAUGUUAGUGAAAGGAGCUGAGACAGCUGUUCUGGAUCGACUGGCCUCAGGACCAAAAAAUAUUACUCUUGAUCAUGUCAAUGAAUAUGCCGAGAAGGGACUGCGGACAUUAGUUGUUGGUCGUAGAGUGCUUUCAGGAGAUGAAUAUGUUGUAAUUAAUGCAAAGAUCGACAAGGCUAAGCAAGCAAUUCUUGAUAGAGAAGAGCAGCUUGCACGUGUUUAUGAUGAAGUGGAGAGAGAUUUUCACAUCCUUGGAGCAACGGCUGUUGAAGAUAGAUUGCAGGAUGGAGUUCCAGAAACAAUAGAGGCCUUGCGUCAGGCAGGGAUCAAGGUGUGGGUUCUUACUGGAGACAAAGAGGAAACAGCAGUCAACAUCAGUCAUUCAUGUGGACAUUUCAAGGCGGGAAUGGAGAUAAUGUUUGUCACAAAGAAACAGUCGGAGAGAGAAUGUCAAGAAGAGCUUGUUAGCUGCCGUGACAAGAUUCAACGCCGACCGCCCACAGAUAGUAGGCCGUAUGCCUUAGUUAUCGACGGUUUUAGUGUGUCUCAUGUUCUUCGGGACUUUUCAGAUUUGUUUUUGGAAAUCUGUCAAAAAUGUGUUGCUGUGUUGUGCUGUAGAAUGUCGCCUUUACAGAAAGCUCAGAUUGUCCAGUUAGUGAAGAGCUGUCGCAAGAAGCCAGUGACCCUCGCCAUAGGUGACGGCGCUAAUGAUUGCGGUAUGAUUCAAGAGGCUCAUGUGGGUAUCGGUGUCAUGGGAAAAGAGGGUCGGCAGGCGGUCAGGACUAGUGACUAUGCUGUGGCUAGGUUCAAGUUUCUACGGAGAAUACUGUUGGUGCAUGGCCACUGGUAUUACGUUAGAGCAGCAGUUAUGGUGCAGUACUUCUUUUAUAAGAAUGUGUGUUUUAUCACACCACAGUUUUUCUACGCAUUUUUUACAUCUUUCUCUGGUCAGCCGUUGUACCUCGCAUUCUUUCUAACCGCGUACAACAUUUUCUUCACAUCGCUUCCUAUUUUUGUCUAUGGCAUAUUUGAGCAGAACGUCAACAGUGAUGCAUUACAAAGUCAGCCGCACUUGUACAGGGAUAUAAGUAAGAACUAUCGCCUAUCAUGGACAGAAUUCUUCUUCUGGAUAAUGUCUGGUUAUUGGCACGCAUUGGUAUUCUUCUUUGGAUCGUAUUUCUUUUUUCAAGGUGAUGCAUUAGGACCUGCCAUGUUGCAAUAUGGAAACUGGUCGUUUGGAACGUUUGUGUUUACUGUUUGCAUCAUAGUCAGUAAUCUCAAGUUGGCACUGGUUACACAUUACUGGACAUGGAUGACUCACGUUUCUACCUGGGGCUCCAUCGCUCUGUUCUUCGUAUCCACUAUCACAUAUAGCAGUCAGACUUGGAAGGGUUUCCAGCUAGCAUUCAGUGACGUAAUAUCAUUAGACAUGUACAAAUUAUUCUACCAACUGCUGUCCCAAGGAGUGGUGUGGCUGGCCAUCUUGCUACUCAUCUUCAUGUCUCUCUUACCUGAUAUCUUCUUCAUGCUCGUUGGUCGACAUUUUUUUCCUUCAGAGACGCAAAAAGUUCAGGCUGGUCCAGCAAACAAACACAAAAAGAGUUCAGUGGCUAACUGCAGUGACACAAGCUACAACAGGACAUGCGAGUCAAUGGUAAUACUUGACUGUGAACAGGGAAGUACUGUCACGCUCACGAGUGUUAAACGGUAACCUGCUGCUGGUCAGCAACCUGUCUUUAAAAUGCAUGCACUGACAAAAUUUUAUGGGUAAAAAAUAAAAUUAGUCAGCAAGAUGGUAGCUUUCCCGUUCCAGGCUCUCCGUCAGUGAAGACUAACUAACUUUUGGCAUCGGGACAAGUCUUAUUUAUUAUUUCCCACGUCGCGAAAGCUAUCUCCGCUUUUGGAGGAUUGUCAGCAGCAAUCGUUUUUCGCUCAAGAAUGAUCCUCACAUUCACGCCAACCUUUCAGUUACGAUCAAAGAAAGCCAAAGAAGGAGGCUCGUGGACAAGGAAAUAGUGACAAAAUGGCGACUUUGAAGUACUCUUCGACUUUCUCUACUAGCUUCACUAUGAGCAAACAGUUCUUUGUCAAUCAAACUUCAAACGCAGCCACUUUUUCGCUCAGUUCUCUAACUGAGAGCCUGGUAUUGGCCUCAAAGGGAAGGGGUAGGGGGGAGGGCAAACUUUGGAACCUCGCAUAUACACGCCAUCUUUACUUCUUAACCUAAAGGUUUUACCGUAAACAUGAAGUUAGGCAGCUACUUUACCAUGAAAGUGUUGAUCUGUGUUGAUCGGUCUAAACGAAAAAAAGGAAACAAAGCCUUAGUUUUUACAGCACAAAUAAGAUUUUUUAAAAAAUUGAUAUGCACGUAGGUAAAAUAAUGAUUUUUUUAGUAAGUAGUUUGAUCCUCAAUAGGCUCUUAAUCUUGGUCACAAUGAGUAUUCAGACAAUGUUUAGGCUAAGAGGAGUUUUUUGUGGGCAAAAAAUGAAAACUUAGAGGUGACUGAAAUUAGAUUUUGAAAUAAGGUACUGUUACACCACAGUUUACCUAACUGGUUUCCUUUAUAUCUCCUACUUUCUCUAUUUUUAUUUGUCAUCCGCAUCCUCCCCGCGAUAAAACAAAAUAAUUAAAGCAGCCUUCAAUAUUGCGGGGAAUUUAUGUAAAUUUCUACGUCUGGGCCAUAUGUUACAACAUGAGAGGAUGAGGCAAUCAUUGUUGUUGUAAUAUGUGUCUGGAUUGAGAAUGUGUCUUGAACUAAAACAAAAACAACUCGGCCAUAAAUUUAUUUGUAAAUAAUGAUUAAUGAACUAAUAAGAAAAUAACAGUAUUGUAUUUAUUGAACUUAAUUUCAAAAAUAGCUGCAUUUUUCCCAUCAUGUUCCCUUGAGAAGGAGAAAACGCUGUUGUAACAUAAUUUAAGCAAAGUUGACACAUUAAAGCCCUCAUUUGUCGAGUUA